This is a messenger RNA of Solanum lycopersicum (tomato), 1844 nucleotides long. Its product is annotated as low-temperature-induced cysteine proteinase-like. Gene Ontology annotation, cellular component: lysosome. Gene Ontology annotation, molecular function: cysteine-type endopeptidase activity. Lineage: Eukaryota; Viridiplantae; Streptophyta; Magnoliopsida; Solanales; Solanaceae. The record is from RefSeq and is a predicted model, not a curated record.
AGGAUAAAGUUAUAGGAGCAAGUGCACUCAAAAUAUCUCUCACUAGCCUCUUCAAAAAUAUCGUUACAUAAUUGUUCCAUCAAAUAAUUCACAGAUAAAAGUUUGUGCGCUUGUUCCACUUGCUAACUUUAUUCAUGACCAUAAGGGUCAUCUUUCCAAAAGCUAUGUAUAACACAAGAAUCUCAAAGUCCUUUAUUGCAUUGUGUUACUAAAAUAAAACAUGGAAAAUACACAAAAAUCCUACCUUUUUCUUCUUCUUAGUUUCCCACUUUUCUUGAUCUUAGCAACAUUAUCAUCUCAAGUUUCUGCUUUUACUACUUAUUUUCCAGAAUUAGACAAGCCGCAAGAGUUGCUUACAGAAGAAAGAGUUUUCCAACUAUUCCAAGAAUGGAAACAGAAGCAUGGGAAAAUUUACAAGAAUGAGAAAGAGGAAGAAAGGAGGUUGGAGAAUUUUAAAAGGAAUGUGAAGUAUAUAGUGGACAAGAACUCAAAGAGAAGGUCAGAAUCAGACCAUUUAGUUGGUUUGAACAAUUUUGCUGAUAUGAGCAAUGAAGAGUUCAGUCAAGUUCAUACUUCAAAGAUUAAGAUGCCUUUUAAACAGCAGAACAAGACCACUAUUUCUGCGAAUUCAUGUGAUGCUCCUCCUGCUAAGGAUUGGAGGAAACAUGGGGUUGUCACUGAGGUUAAGAAUCAAGGAGCAUGUGGAUGUUGUUGGGCAUUUUCCGCAUGUGGAGCCAUUGAAGGAAUAAAUGCAUUGGUCACUGGUGAACUUAUUAGCCUUUCAACUCAAGAACUUGUCAACUGUGACACAUCUAAUAAAGGGUGUGAAGGUGGACUUAUGGACCCUGCUUUUAAAUUUGUGAUCAACAAUAGGGGCAUUGAUUCAGCAGCUGAUUAUCCAUACACCAAAUCUCGAGGCUCUUGCAGUUACAACAAGUUGAACAAGAAGGCUGUAACAAUUGAUGGAUAUCAAGAUGUUGCACAAGAAGAAAGUGCCCUACUUUGUGCUGUUGCUAGACAACCUGUCAGUGUAGGCAUUGAUGGAAAAAGCCUUGAUUUUCAGCUAUAUGCAGGGGGAAUCUAUGAUGGAGAAUGCUCUAGUAAUCCAGAUGACUUAUCCCAUGCAGUACUAAUUGUAGGAUACGGUUCUGAAGGAGGAGUUGACUAUUGGAUUAUCAAGAACUCAUGGGGAAAAUCUUGGGGCAUGGAGGGGUAUGCAUAUAUAAAAAGGAACACUGUUUUGCCAUAUGGGAUAUGUGGUAUUAAUUCACUGGCUUCUUAUCCCAUGAAAGAAUCGUCUUCCGCUCCACCAUCCCCUCCAAAACCAAAUAUAUGUGAAGACGGCUUACAUUACUGUCCAGAAGGUCAAACAUGCUGCUGCGGCUUAGAUUUCUUUGGCAAGUGCUUAGUUCAUGGAUGCUGUCCUAUUGAAAAUGGUGUUUGCUGUGAGAAUUCAAGAUUAUGCUGCCCUCAAGACUUCCCAUAUUGUGAUGUUUUACAAGGCCUCUGCCACAAGGAUUAUGGAGACAAAAUUGGAGUUGCUGCAAGGAAGAGAACAAUGGCCAAGCUCAAGCUAACAUGGAGCAGUGCUACUAAGGAAAUAGAUGAAAUGGACCAAACUUUCCAAUGGAACAGGAGGAAUCAGUUUGCUGUGAUGCGCUGAAACAACUUAUCUAAGUUAUUAUAGCUUUUAUCAUCCCAACUGGCACUCUGGUUCUUGUUGGUCAAGUAAAUGUUGUAGAAAAAUAUGUAAAAGAAAAAAUGUACAAAAAUCCUUCGAUUAUCUAUAUAUAACAAUUUAUGAAGCACAAAAAAAGAAUAAAUACUUGCGUUUUUGAAUACAA